Molecule: messenger RNA, 6866 nt
Organism: Oncorhynchus keta (chum salmon)
Lineage: Eukaryota; Metazoa; Chordata; Actinopteri; Salmoniformes; Salmonidae
Exons: 2
Coding region: 155-3043 (962 amino acids)
Source: RefSeq, a predicted model, not a curated record
AAACUCGAAUCUCUCAAUUUAGCAAACCGCCGACUUCAAGUCAACCUUUCAGCCAGUAGAGGAAGUCGCUACUAACUAAAUUCUAAAAGAACUCUGACCGAUUGAAACUCUGCUCCUGAUCUCGUGGGUCUCCUCGUCAUCUCUCAAAGGAAAAAUGAAGUUGGGGGAAUACAGGACAAAGCAUAGGGAAUGUAGGAUAGGAUGGUGCUGGUGGGUGAGUAUGUUUUCAAUUAUAGUAGGCAUCCCCAGCGCCACCAUAUUAGGAUUUUAUUUGGGCCUAAAAUACGAUCAAGAAGAUUUAGCAAUAGGGAGCGCACUAUACAUAGAGCAACAAGAAUGUGAAAAGGAUUUAACCACGUUUAGAACAUUCACAAAGAGAUGGGGCAUACAGGUACAAUGUGACACAGCCAAUGACACGGGGUGUCCAGGUUUCCCCACUGUUAAACUAAAAAACGCCACUACUUACACUGAGUGGGACACAAGCCUAGAUGAAAAUGUCACCCAGGUAAUACUAUGGAAAUCUAUCGAGGGUACCAUAUUGUCAGGCUGGAUAGUUAACCUAACCCCAGGACCAGUAUUAGUAAAUCAGACGUGUUUAAACGGAAUUUACACCCAGUCCUAUAAAGGAGGGCGAUGGGAAGGCAGCCUAAACAAUGGAACAAAUGUCACAGAGAUCAAGUUCAUCUAUGAACAAAGCACAGAUAGUGAGCCUUGGGAGGACGUGGUUUGUCACAACCCCAGUGUUGUUUUAAACACCACGACCUGGCCUACCACAGUAAGUAGCAACCGCACUCUGCUAACUUCCGCCACAACAAGCAACCCAGUAAACAGACCUACAGCUCUCCAACCCUGUAGAGAAACGGGCACCGCCAGUGUGUCAGCCACAGAAAUAGCUGGGGACCCGUCACCACAACAAUUAAUCAACAGUGCAGCGGUAACUAAGCCAGUCAUAAAACUACAACCACCCCAGAUAGAACCUAGGCCAAGCAUGGAUAAGGCCUCCGAAAGGUUAUGCAUAAAACAGAAAAAUGGCCCUAAACUUAGAAUACGCCGCCAGGUUAAAAGGGGACCAAGUAAGGAAGUGGUAUACCUUAAAGAUUUAGUGUUAUAUCUUCACCCAGGCAAUAAAUCAUCAUGGGAUGAUAGAGUGCUAGGAGGGAAAAAUGGUAUCAUCCUCCCGUAUACAGAACGAAGAACAUACAUGUAUCCAGGUUACAAGUCAGGGCCCCUAGAUAGGUUCUUUAUGCUUGAGUAUGGACAAGUAAACAAUAAGAUACCAAUGGCCCAAACCCAGGAAAACAAACCCAUGUAUUAUACGAAGACAGGUUGGACCUGUUUUACCACCCACAACAGAAGCAACCCAGGCCGGGUGGGACCCCGCCAGACACCAUGGGUGACGCUAAAUAUAACCGGCCUAAAAGGAAUAUAUAAACAAAGCCUAGCCAUGGCACAAGGUUUAUGUGGAAAAAAGCCCCAAUGGAACUGGGGACAAGAAUUGAAUAACCCCUACCACCGCAAAGGGGUCUGGAGUAAUACAUUUAUCUAUGCCAAAUUUGUCAAACCGCCUGCCAACCAAACCGAAGCAUGGGCAAGGUACCACUGCAUCUCAGCGCAUGGACAGCUUCAUGAGAGAUAUAGUACCCCCUUUUACCACAAAUGGUCUGGAGGUCAUUACCCCUCCCCAGGUAUGGUAGGGGUAAGCCCUCGCUUUGCGGCAGCCAACCUAAAUGCCCCUAGGCCAAGUACAUCUGGUAGCAGUGGAUAUUGUCCUCAAAGAAGGUUAGCGGUAGGAUCCGUGAGCAAUCCAAGACGAAUAGAUCCUGAGUAUUUUAUGGAACCCGUGAACUUCCACGGCUAUAGUUUCCCUGCCAUAGGACAGGUAAAUGACGAUACUUUUGUAUGGAUGCAUGGCCUAACCAUGCAAAAAUGGAACACCACGGGCACAGUAAUGGCAAGGGCAAAGAUAAAACUACAAGAAGCCCUAGUGUCUGCCUACACAACCACACUUAAACCCAGCAGUACAGUUGUAACGGCUCUGUACGACCCGGACAGUCUGGGAUGGCAUAAGAGGCCUUUAGACCCCACUCCCUCCACAGGAGGGUACGUACAGCUAGCCUGUUACGGAGGUUUGAAAUUCCAUGUCAACCAAGGCGACAUACCCGGUACUAGGGAUCAAUCGUUGAGAACCAAUGCGGCAUUAGCUAGGCAUUCCAGAUUCAUGAUGGAGACAAGCAGUAGGAAAUGGUUUAUGAAGGCCUACCAAAACUGGGCCACAAAGUUAAUGUGGUCCGUGGCAGACGCCCAGUGGGCUGAUAAAUGGAGUAUUAGCUCCGAUUGGAAUAACAACCUAACUAUGGUGUGGAAUAAGUCUAGCUGCGGGGAACAAGAACGUAAAAAUAAUGUCUCUCAAGGAUGUCAGAUAAUAAUAAAUAGUGUUUCUCUUUUAAGGAGUGGAGGUCAGGACAACUUUUGUAAUAUCCUAGGAGAAAACUUCUGGACAGAAGGUGUAAAUGGGAUACAAUGGUAUUUGGAUGAAGAAAAAACUCCAGGGGCCUAUGGGAACUGGAUAGCGAAAGCCUGGGGAGGUUUCACUACUGGAUUGGCAAAAGCAGCUAAAGAUAUAAUUGAAAAACCAUUCAACCAAGUUAAACAAGCAAUAGGUGAGGCAUGGUCUGGGGUAGUAACCUGGUGGGGUCAGGUGAAAGCCAAGAUCAUGUUAGGUUUAUACAUCGGUAUGGGUGUAAUAAUGGUCAUAGUAAUAAUGACAGCGUUAGGGUACGCGAAAAAAAUGGGCAUACCUAUAGACAAGGUGUUAAAGAGAUUCUGGAAAGGGCUGUUUAAACUAAUGGUCAAAAUAAUUAAACUGGCCCUAAAAAUCAUCUGGUCAACAUUCAAGGGGAUCAGAUGGUUGAUAAAGGGACUAAUCAUCUGGAGUAUGGUAUAUGAAAGAGUGCACCCUCUCAGAGAACAGGAACCCGCAGUUCCUGUUGAUCAAGACGUACUGCUCAUGACCCCAAGAGUAACGGAUGUGACUCAAGUUUAAGGGGUAGGGAGGCGAAUAAAUAAGAGAGACCCAGCCGCUCAGAUCACAGACACUCUCUUGCUCAGAGACACAGAGGCAUCCUGCUCUUCACACCUCGCAACUCGACAACCAGACUAAUUUCAGGCCACGAUACUUAGAAGAUAUCUCCUACCAUGACUUCCAACGAAACUGACCAUGACAACUCAACUGAGGCAUACAGUCCCUUCUCGGACCAGGUAUGGGAAAACAUCUGCUGUCAAAUAUUAGUUCUCGUGAUUUUUUGGAAAAUAGCAUGGGAAAAUAGGCAUAAUAAAGGUCUAGUAACUUGGGUUACUCUGUUUGUUAAUUCAUUAGUGGCCUCUGCUAGGCUAGGGUUAACGAUGGGACAAAGAAUAAUGUUGUCCGUUGUACCAAUAAUACUAAUACAGAGAAUGUACACAAUAUUAGGAAAAUAUUAUUUGGUCUGUCUGUGUUUAGAAGCUUUGGCCGCAGCUAUGACUGUAGUAAGUAAACUAGGUGCAAUAGAGAAGAACGGAACAGACGGUCAAAUGGAACCUAUGUGUGCUACCAUAAUUGGAAUACACUAUGUGGCACGAGUCAUUGAAGUAGGCCUAGUUGGCGUGCUAUGUGUGCAAAUAGUCAAAUUAAUGAGAAAACUGAAACCAAAAGAUCAGCUGAACACAGUCUUAAAGGCCGCCCCACUGGUCCUCUGGGUGACCGUGCUAUUGGUCCUAAGUUGUGGAGAAGAAAUGGGGUGGCCCACCAACGUUUUGAAAGUAGUCUGGGGAUUGUGUUUACCCAUCUUUUUUCCCCCUACUUCCAGCAGGGCCAGGAGGAAUACGCCGAACCCUGGAAUGGGGUAAGGAUGGCCAAAAUCAUAGUGCCCCCCCCAGUGGUAGAAACCAUAGGGGAAACAGGGGUAUUAAUGGAGGUAGAGGAAAGUAGGAUAUGGUUCAUAGACAUAUGGUUAAGACAGCUAGACGCCCUUAAGGCAUAUACAAAUUGUGGGGGUUGUGGCCAAUUGGAACCAUUGCCACUAGGGAUAGACUCUACCAACGGGGUGGUGUUAGGCGGAACCACCUUCAUAUGUGCACCUUGUUACCAAGGGGGUGCAGCAUACCGCAUUAGGCGUAACCAUGACCCCAUUGGUACUUAUGCAGGCCCAGUGACCUCGUGGGGAGCCACGGGGCCAGUAACAGAGGAAGGGGACAGAUGGAUCAGGAAGUUGAGUCCCAACGGACCCAACCUGAAUCUCUGGAAAAGCGAAUCAUGGCCCAGAAAGGCAUGGAGAAAGCCGGGAUACCGAACUUUGACCCUUAACCACCGGAGGGUGGCUGGGGACAUAGGAAAUGGUACGCUGACAGGGCAGUGGGACGAGGCUCUGGUAGUCAAGGACAUGGAAGCCCAUUGGUCUCAGGAAGACCUCACCAUGCUAAAACAUAGCCCUUGGCUCAUGUACGGGAGGGCUAGAUCACUACUGAGUUGCCAAAUCUUCCCCCCAAAAUGGGGAAGACUCAGCUGUGAUCAGUGGAACCUAAACAAUUAUGUGGCCGUAAAGGACCUCUGGUUCCCUAGCACAGACGAUAAAAUAGCCAUUAGGAAGGCUCGGAGAGAGCCAAUGUCCAAAGUAAUUGGGUGUACUGAGAUAGGGGAAAGUGAAACUCUGGCUGACUUCAGUAGGAAGCACAGAAGAGGAACUCAAAGAGGCCUUAGGAGGCAAAAUGGGUUCAGGCUUAGGGAGCCAGGGAGUCAUAGACUUCCCUACGGGCACACUUGUAUUACCUCAGUGGCCCCCAGACCCCAGCAAAAAGGGCCUGUAAGGAAUGUCCCAGACACAGAGCUAGAGCUCAGAUAUAGAGAGAACCUCGCAGUUUUAGGACAUAGAUUGGCCGACUUGACCGUGGCCGCAGAAAGAGCUGUAGGAGCUCUGACCCAGAAUAACCCCAAAGGGAACGAUGGGCCUCAAAGUCGCAGGGACAAAAAAGAGGACUAGGAAGGGGCAAGGUAGACAAUAGGAGAAUAACCUUUCUUUCUCCAGGGCCCCAUGGAAGACACCCAGUCCGGGGAAGAAGAUUGGGAAGAAGAAGAAGUUAAUAGGCCAAUAGGGCACAGAGUAAUAACCAGAUGGCAAGAAUUAGAACGUAAGGGUAUGACUGAGUCCCAGACACUAGGGAUUAUCCUGUAGGGUGGAUAGCACCAGUAGUAAUAAUUCCUCACCCUGCCGCUCUUAAAACAUGUGGCUCAUGCGAUAGAAGUACUGAAGGGGUACUCAGCGGGAGAUCAAUGUUAAGAGGACGGAUGUUAGACAACGUAUGUAUGUUAUGUCUAGCCCGCAGAGAUAAGUGGCCAACCCUAAAACCCAUAGUAAACAAGGGAGAUAGAUGGGGACAUGUAGAAGAGCCAGAAGAGUUAAAUUUAACAAUGGUUUACAAGGGACAAGAAGUAGACUGGGAUACGAGAAUUGGCACUGUUGAAUUACAUGGGAUGGCUUACGAGACCUAUUCAACAGGUUGGAGAACAAGGACAACAGAGACGGGUUCAAAGAUGCACAGGCUGUGAAUCAGGAAUCAGAGGAAAGUACACCUCCCAGUGGGGCAAUAAGGAUGGUGUUAGAGUGGCGCUUUGCAAGAGAUGCUUAUGUUUUAAGAGUUGUGAUAGAAAAAGGCAGGAGUGGUAUAGCGAGGACGAACAUGAGGUUUGGCCUAUGGAGAGAGAAUAUGCUGAUAUAUUUGAAAAUGGUAGAAUAGCUUCUAGAUGUAGACAUACCGAUGGUGUAUAUUUGAGAAUGAGGGUCAGAGCUGACCCUGAAGGAACCAUGCCGGGUCAUAGUAGCUGGGCAACAGUAUGGGGAAUAACGGCUAGGUCAGACGGACUAGUGCUAGGAAUAACCAGAGUUGAUAAUCAGAGUCCGGUUAGGGGCACUAAGAGAAGAGAGACAGGGGUAGAUCCUGGAGAGGGUGUAGUAAAACGCCAAAUGGAUCUACCUCCUGGUCCUCUUCCCCUGUCUUACCCACCAAGGGUAGAGACAGAGAUGACCUCGCCUACUGAAAUACCGGAUUGGGCAAAGCCACCAGAAGACGACUCAAGCCAACCAACUACUGAACCUGACUGGUGUCAGGAAGAAUCACCCGCUGCCUCAAGUGACACCUCUGAAUGGGAACAGCUGAUAGACUCAUUGCUGAUAGAGUAAUGGGCACUGUCAUAACCAGAGGCCCAUAUAUGCACUGUAAGAAAAGUGUUUCCUCAUUGUUGCUAGAGUAAUGGGCACUGUCAUAACCAGAGGCCCAUAUAUGCACUGUAAGAAAAGUGUUUCCUCAUUGUUGCUAGAGUAAUGGGCACUGUCAUAACCAGAGGCCCAUAUAUGCACUGUAAGAAAAGUGUUUCCUGUUGUAAGAUAUGUCAUCACCCUCUCUGCUCUGGGGGAAUGGGAGGAGCAGCAGAUCGGGUGCAGAGAAUCAAAAGGUAUAUAAAGAGACAUUUGCCAUUACUUUGGCGCUGACUUCUUGAAUUCUGAAUUCAUUUAGACAACCAUUUGACUUCGGGUAAUUGCCACCUGACUCAAAUUACUUAAAGAUUCUAACUUGCUGGAUCUGAGAAGGGUCUCUCCGUUAUACUGUUUAGCUAUUGAACAGCUGUUCUCUCGCCUGUGGCCUUGGUGCUUGUAUACUGAUGCGAUUACACCCAGGGCCAGUCUUCGGAUCUGCAACUCUCGGUUGAGCUCAGUACCUGGCCCUAGUUACAUGGCACGAACACUGCAGUAGUUCAACGGCUCUGAGAGUCUCUCUAGUCCUUAAGUUGAUCUCCUGUUAAUACCUACGGUUAUCUGAAUUGACCCUGUCGCCUG